UUAGGGUUUUCGUCGUCUGUGGGUAAGUCAUUCGCCUCCGCCGUCGCUCGUCAUCCUCGAAGCUCAGCAACCAUGGUGGCCGCCAAGAAGACCAAGAAGACCCAUGAGAGCAUCAACAACAGGCUCGCUCUCGUGAUGAAGAGUGGCAAGUACACUUUGGGCUACAAAACCGUUCUCAAGUCCCUAAGGAAUUCCAAGGGGAAAUUGAUCAUCAUUGCCAACAACUGCCCCCCUCUUAGGAAGUCUGAAAUUGAGUAUUAUGCUAUGUUGGCCAAAGUUGGAGUCCAUCACUACAAUGGAAACAAUGUAGACUUGGGUACUGCCUGCGGCAAGUAUUAUAGAGUAUGUUGCCUCAGCAUUAUUGAUCCAGGUGAUUCAGAUAUCAUCAAGAGCAUGCCUAGUGAUGCUUAAGUUGACAAUGCUCGAAGAUCAUCUUAGAUUUCAGUCCUCGAAAAUUUUUGUUUUAUUGAUGUUAAAGAAAACCUAAAUUCUAAAAUUCAGAAGCUUCUUUGUAGUUCUUCUGGAUGUUGCUUUGGAUGGAUGAUAUGUUAUGGAUAGUUCUUUGUACUAGUUAAUUUUGUGAGUGAGAUCAUUUGCAACUAUACCUAUAUCUCUUAUUUU
Rubroshorea leprosula is the source of this 621-nucleotide messenger RNA. The record is from the annotation of a GenBank genome assembly. NCBI's taxonomy places the organism in Eukaryota, Viridiplantae, Streptophyta, Magnoliopsida, Malvales, Dipterocarpaceae.